Messenger RNA from Centruroides sculpturatus (bark scorpion), 2315 nucleotides. It is a transcript of the gene neur, whose product is annotated as protein neuralized-like. Gene Ontology annotation, molecular function: ubiquitin protein ligase activity. The record is from RefSeq and is a predicted model, not a curated record. Bases 205 to 1716 code for a protein of 503 amino acids. NCBI's taxonomy places the organism in Eukaryota, Metazoa, Arthropoda, Arachnida, Scorpiones, Buthidae. The transcript is spliced from 7 exons.
CGAUAGUGGCGAGUUCUCGCGAGGAACUACAGCUGGAUUGUCAUUGCUCCUUUCGAUGCGGAACGUACGCGCGAAUUGGCUGCCGGUGUGCUGAUCCUUCGUUCUCCCAUCGACUUAAACUUGGAUCGUUUCCGUUCUCUACACCGAAUCCGUAUCCCAAUCAUGUUACCCAUGUCCGCUAGCCUUUAAAAAGCACUUGGCAGGAUGAAAGUACUGAAGAAAAUCAAGUUAUUCGCGUCAUCUCACACCAGAAGUUCAAGUGUUCCAACAAAUAACCUUCCGCCAAUUGUCUUCCACGGAGUUCACGGAGAAAAUAUUCGCCUUUCUCGUAGCGGUGCUGUUGCUCGAAGAGCUGAAAGUUUCUGCAAGGGCAUUACGUUCAGCGAUCGACCCGUGUGCAUCAACGAGAGAGUUUAUUUGAAAUUUGUAGAAACCUCCAGCAGUUGGAGUGGUGCUCUACGUUUUGGCUUUACGAACAAUGAUCCUAUAAAUUUUCGUUCUAGUCUGCCAAAGUACGCCUGCCCCGAUUUGACUAAUAAACCGGGUAAUUGGGCAAAAGCACUCGGUGAACGAUACGCCCAACCUGAAACAGUUGUUUUUUAUUACGUAACUGAAAAUGGAGAUGUAUAUUUUGGAAUUGAUGGGGAAGAAAAUGGAUUAUUUUUUAGUGGUGUAAAUACAUCUGGCCCACUAUGGGCUCUUAUUGAUAUUUAUGGUAAUACCGUGGGAGUCGAAUUUGUAGAUCCUAGACAUCAGUUAAAUAAUAACCGUCAUCACGUAACGGCUCCGUUACCCAUUGAAGACGAAAGCUAUAUUCCGUCAGUAGCUGCUCUUAAUUUAGAAAAUGAAGAUACGGAACUUCAGUCACAUCAAAGUCAUUUCUACAAUCCCUUGCCAUUUCAUAAAACAACAGGGAUAAAUAUCAUUUUGUCUCCUGAUAGAUGUAUUGCAGUUAGAAAUGACAUGGAAUUCUGUUGUGGCUAUGUGUUUACUUCACGUCCUCUUCAAGUUAGAGAAAAACUUGUAGUAAAAGUAUUAGAAACUGAUAGAUCUGAGAGAAUUAGAUAUGAAGGAGCAUUAGCUUUUGGUGUAACUUCUUGUAAUCCAGCAUCGAUCAAUGGUAGAGAAUUACCUGUAGAAGCCGAUAAUCUUCUAGAUCGUAGAGAAUAUUGGGUAGUUCAGAAAAAUGUUGCAGAUUCUCCACAGAGUGGUGAUGAAUUGUCUUUCACAAUAACUGAAACAGGUGCAGUAUGUUUCACUAAAAAUAAUCUACCAGCACAAGUACUUAUGUAUGUUGAUCAAACACAACAGUUAUGGGCAUUUUUUGAUAUUUAUGGACAUACAUUAAAAUUGCAAAGUUUAGGAACAAUAGAAAGUUCAAGUUUUCCUAGAAUACCAUAUAGAGAUGGAAAUAACAGUUCAAACAUAAAUGGAGAGAGGCAUUUAAAUAUGGGCACAUCAUCCCCUUCUAUCUCUGGACUACAAGUUUGUCUGCCACCAGCCACUGUUCAUUCUCCUCACAACAAAGAAGAUUCGUUGAUUGGUAGAGAAUGUGUCGUCUGUUACGAUCAGCACGUCGACAGCGUGCUCUACAGCUGCGGUCACUUGUGUAUGUGUUACACCUGUGCGGUGCAGCAGUGGAAGGGUGAAGGCGGCGGACAGUGUCCCAUCUGUCGGGCGGUCAUCAGGGACGUCAUUCGUAUAUUCAGAAGUUGAUUAAAAUAUAAUAGAAGAGUAAAUUUAAAAAAUUUGUCAAUUCAAGUAACCAGUGUAAAUUGUGGCGUGGAUUAAAUAUAAUACAGAUGUUGCAAUUAUUGUAUAUAUAUAUAUAUAUAUAUAUAUUAUAGUAUAUAUAUAUAAUAUGUACUAUUGUGAAAUGUAUAGAUAUGAAUUACUGGAGAUGGAGCACAUAAGAAUGCAGAUUUACCUCUACAAAAAAAAAAAAUUCGUAACUGUCAUUGCUUUCAAAAUUUGAGCGCAUUAGAAAAUACUUCUGGCAGCUAGUUAGGCAAUUACUAACUGAUGACCAAGAGAUCAUCCUUUUUCAUUGCAAUGCUCUGAUUUUAUCUAUUAUUUUAGUAAAACUAUCCAAUAAAGAGAACACAUAUAUGUAUAUUUUUAUAAAUUUAAAAACCAUUUGCAACUGAUAAUGUUUUUUUCUUUAUUUCAGUUAAGUUUCUUCUCGGAAUAGUUUAGUUAUAUUUUCGUAUUGCUCGUCAUAAAUUAAUUCCCAGAAAACAAUGAUAUUCGUGUAAGUAAAGCUUUUCUAUUUGCCAGUUGUAUCUAUUUACAUAAUUCAGACCAAAACAAAACAA